UUUCGAAUUGCUCUCUUUUAAGAUUGCCAUCAUUUUUAAGUGAUACUUAUUUAAUUGUUUCUUCAAACUCUUUCCCAUUUGAAUAACAAAUUUUCAAUUUUUUUCCUUGAAAGCCUUUCCCAUUUGAAUAUCCAAUCCAUCCAUUCCAUCCAUCGUGAAUUAUCGACAAAAAGUAUUCUUCCAUUUCAAUUCAGUUAAACACCUUUGUCCUAUUCUCAGAAAUUGAAAAAUUCAUAGAUUUACCAGUUCAAUUCAAAACUUGUUUAAAUAGCAAUACAUAACUGUAAAACAUAGCACAUAGUAUGUAUUAGUGGUAGUAUAACAUUUCUAGAGAGAGAGGGCCACAGAUUUAUGAAAACAGCUGUUAUUUUCUGAGCUCGUGAUCACAGUUUGAUCUUACUUCUUGUCAAGGCAGCGAAGACGGCGGUGAUUUCGGCUAGAUAACGUUUGUGGAAAUCGCUCACGAUGUCGUUCAAGAGCAUUUUAAGGGAGAUGAGAGAUGGGUUUGGUAGCAUGUCAAGGCGAGGGGUCGAGGUGAAGCACUGGCGCAGCCAUAAUAGGUCUUUUGUAGCCCCUGACGUAACUCUUUCGGAGCCAGUAGAGGAGCAAGGGCAGUGGGCAAAUUUACCUCCAGAGUUGCUCUUGGAUAUCAUCAGGAGGGUUGAGGAGAGUGAGACUGCUUGGCCUGCUAGGGCGGUUGUUGUUUCUUGUGCAUCAGUCUGUAGAUCGUGGAGGGAAGUUUCAAAGGAAAUUGUUAAAACACCUGAGGAAUGUGGGAGAUUGACAUUCCCCAUUUCAUUAAAGCAGCCGGGUCCUCGAGAUGCUCCAGUCCAAUGCUUUAUUAAGAGGGAUAGGGCAACUUCUACAUAUCGCCUGUGUUUUGGUCUGACCCCUUCUGAAGACGAGAGUGAUAAAUUAUUGCUGACAGCCAGAAAGAUGAGAAGGGCGACAAGCACGGAUUUCUUAGUUUCUCUGGUUGCUGAUGAUUUUUCUCGAGCCAGCAACACUUAUGUUGGAAAACUUAGAUCCAAUUUCCUGGGUACCAAGUUUACCAUAUAUGACAGCCAGUCUCCAACUGAUGCUGCAAUUCAGCACAAGAGUCGACACAGUCGAAGAUUUAGUACUAAGCAAGUUUCUCCAAAACUACCUGCUUAUAACUACAGUGUAGCCACCAUUUCCUAUGAACUCAAUGUUCUCCGCACGAGAGGUCCUAGAAGGAUGCACUCCACAAUGCUCUCGAUCCCAGUCUCUUCUAUUCAGGAGGGGGGCGUUGCCCCAACCCCGACAUCAUAUCCUCAGUAUAGUGAUGACAACAAGUCUUCAACCCUAAGGGCUUUGAAAGAGAAGGAGCCAGUUAUAUCUUUCAGCUCCCCGAACCUCACAACUUUGCCUGUCCCAACGCCACAUUGUGGGGAUGCGCUCGUUCUGAAAAACAAGGCCCCAAGGUGGCAUGAGCAUUUACAAUGCUGGUGUCUGAAUUUCAAAGGCCGUGUAACAGUAGCGUCUGUUAAAAACUUCCAGCUUGUGGCUGCUGUCGACCCUUCGCUGAAUAUUCCUGCUGAAGAACAGGACAAGGUGAUUCUGCAGUUUGGAAAGAUUGGGAAAGACAUUUUCACCAUGGAUUAUCGCUACCCUCUCUCUGCAUUUCAAGCUUUCGCAAUCUGCUUGAGCAGCUUCGACACCAAACCGGCCUGUGAAUGAUGAGCCGUGAAUGUAUUACAUACGUCAAGAUCAUCAUCUAGCUUGCAGAGGGCGCCAUGACCGGAGAUGCACGAUGCUGCUUUUGAGUGGAUAACCUUUUACUGUGCAGGUAGUAUUAGUAACUUACUAGUUUAGAAGCUCAGAUGGAAAGAAACACUUGUUCCUGAAUCAAUGGAUAUUCAUUUGGGAUUAUAAAAUUUGUUAUGAAUGUUGGCAUCAAUGUGUAUAUACGUGAACUAUAAA
This is a messenger RNA of Salvia splendens (bonfire salvia), 1944 nucleotides long. Its product is annotated as tubby-like F-box protein 5. The transcript has 5 exons. Lineage: Eukaryota; Viridiplantae; Streptophyta; Magnoliopsida; Lamiales; Lamiaceae. Bases 466 to 1701 code for a protein of 411 amino acids. Gene Ontology annotation, molecular function: protein binding. The record is from RefSeq and is a predicted model, not a curated record.